AUGCAGGGAACCAUUACUCAGAGUGACUUCUUAGUCGCAGUACCAAAGGAGAUAUACAACUAUCGGGUUUAUGUUCUCGCGGUAGUUGCCUCGAUGGGUGCUAUUCUAUUUGGUUACGAUCUUGCUUUUAUUGGAACUGCAAUAACAUUGAAGCCAUUCAAGAAGGAUUUUGACUUAAUCGGCGCGUCUCAAUCGAACCUAGACUCCUUCUCGGCAAACAUCGUCUCGCUCUUGCAAGCAGGAUGUUUCUUUGGAUCAUUGGCCGCAGCUCCACUCGGCGAUCGGUUUGGUCGAAGGAAAACACUGAUAAUGACCGGAAUGAUAUUCAUCGUUGGUUCGAUAAUGCAAGUCGUAUCCAGUGGUAGCGUAUCCGUAAUGUAUGCUGGGAGAGCGGUGGGCGGUUUGGGGGUUGGAGCAGCAAGUAUGUUGGUGCCACUUUAUAUUGCCGAAAUGUCUCCACCUUGCAUAAGAGGAAGGCUGGUGGGAAUCUAUGAGAUUGGAGUACAAGCAGGAACAUGUACCGGCUUCUGGAUCAAUUAUGGAGUUAGCAAGAACGUAGCGCCCACAUCGGCGCAAUGGCAGAUUCCGUUUGCAAUCCAACUGGUUCCAGGAGUCAUGUUGACUAUUGGCAUGUUCUUUCUACCGGAAUCACCUCGAUGGAGCGCAAAAUCGAAAGGACGAGAGGUUGCAGUUACCCAGCUUGCAAAUCUUCGCAAUCUUCCUAUUAACCAUGAAUAUAUCAAUGAAGAAAUGUUCAGAAUAAUGGAGCAAAUCGAGCAGGAGAGAGCAGCUGUAUCAGGCAAAGGCUUAGUGGCCGAAUUCAAAGAACUCGCAAUUCCAGGAAACAGACGGCGAAUUGUGAUCGGAAUUCUCAUAUUCGUGUUCAUGCAGUUUGCAGGAAGUAACGCCAUCAAUUAUUACUCCCCACGCAUUUUUGCGUCCAUCGGAUUGCAAGGCUCCAAGGCAACCCUAGUCUCGACGGGGGUAUAUGGAAUUGUUCGAUUUGUUGCAAUUUGUGUUGCAAUGUAUUGGGCCGUUGACAAGUUCGGUCGAGUAAAUCUAUUGAUUUGCGGUAGUGUUGUAGCAGCAUUUGCAAUGUGGUUCAUUGGAGCGUACAUCAAGAUCUGCCCUCCAGCAACAUCGGCUCAUAUCAGCGCUGGAGGCUAUGCUGCUGCGACCAUGAUAUAUGUCUUUGCCAUAGCUUUCUGCUUCUCAUGGGCUGGCAUACCGUGGAUCUACUGUUCCGAGAUAUUUCCGCUUCGUAUUCGCAGCAUGUGCGUCGCGAUAUGUGCGGCUACGCACUGGCUCAUGAAUUUCGUUAUUGCCCGAAGCGUUCCUUAUAUGAUUACAUCAAUCGGCUUUGGGACGUACUUCAUUUUCGGUGCAAUGUUGACUUUGUCAAUUCCCUUCGUGUAUUUCUUCGUCCCGGAGACGAAAGGGCGAUCACUUGAAGAUAUGGAUGCGCUGUUCGGGGUGCCGUCGUUUCUCGAUGACGAUAUUGAGAAGUCUGUAGCGAUGACGGAACACCUAGAAACGAAGCAAGGGUAA
Glarea lozoyensis ATCC 20868 is the source of this 1548-nucleotide messenger RNA. Its product is annotated as MFS general substrate transporter. Gene Ontology annotation, cellular component: membrane. Lineage: Eukaryota; Fungi; Ascomycota; Leotiomycetes; Helotiales; Helotiaceae. Gene Ontology annotation, molecular function: carbohydrate:proton symporter activity. The record is from RefSeq and is a predicted model, not a curated record. Gene Ontology annotation, biological process: carbohydrate transport; transmembrane transport. Bases 1 to 1548 code for a protein of 515 amino acids. The transcript has 6 exons.